Messenger RNA from Podarcis raffonei (Aeolian wall lizard), 5309 nucleotides. It is a transcript of the gene TENT4B, whose product is annotated as terminal nucleotidyltransferase 4B. Gene Ontology annotation, biological process: RNA 3'-end processing. The transcript has 12 exons. Gene Ontology annotation, cellular component: nucleolus; TRAMP complex. Gene Ontology annotation, molecular function: mRNA binding; poly(A) RNA polymerase activity. Lineage: Eukaryota; Metazoa; Chordata; Lepidosauria; Squamata; Lacertidae. The coding region runs from base 392 to 2671 and encodes 759 amino acids. The record is from RefSeq and is a predicted model, not a curated record.
CUCUUCGCCAGGGCCCCGCCUCGCUCGCCGAGAGGGGCGGGGGUUGCUGUGUGCUGGAGGCGGCGGCGAAGGAGCAGCGAUAGUGGGAGCAGCCCAAGCAAGGAGGAAGCCACUCAGCGCCCGGCCGACCUCUCUCGCCCCGGACCGCCAGUCAUUUCACUGGGCAGAGGAGGAGGAGGGCGCCGCCGCCGACACAGCGCAGCGGAGGAGAGUCUCCCUUUUCUCUCUGAAUUGCUCGCCGCCGCCGCCGCCUUCGUCCGCCCGCCAUUAGCGCUGCGAGCCGGUGUGCGCCGCCGCGCUCUCGGCCGGCUGGGCUGGGCCGGGCCGGGCCAGGCGGGGGAGGAGUAGCCGCCGCCGCCGCCCAGUCUCUCGAGGGCCGGGUCCCCGUUUGAUGGAUCCCCGGAUCGCCUGGUUCCAGCCAGAGCAGCUCGGCCCCUCGAACCGCCUGUGGAUGCAGAUCUGGGAGACCACGCAAGGGGUCCGCAAUCUCUACUUCCAGCAGCAGCAGCAGCACGAGCAGCAGCGCGCCCAGCAGCAGCAACAGCAGCAGCCCGCCUCGGCCGCCUCCUCCAGCAGCAGCAGCAGCAACACCGCCGCCGCCGCCGCCAACCCCGGGGUCGGCCCGGCCUCGCCGCCGGGCAUGUCCCGCGGCCCCCGCUGCGACCCUCAGCCCGACUUCCUGCCGCUCGAGAGCGCCAACCACCAGCAGCACAACCACCUCCACCGGCGGCAGGCCUCCUCGCCGCAGCCGCCGGUCGCCACCGCCUGGGCAGGCAGGCCCGGCGCCCGGGCAGCGGCUGCAGCCCCAGCGCCUCCUGUCGCGGCCGUCUCUUCCUCCUCCUCGUCUUCUAUUUCUUCUUCCACCGCCGCCGCCUCUUCUCCUUCCCCGGCGGCCGCCGCCGCCGCUUCUUCGGCAGCUGGCCCUUCUUCGUCUUCCACUUCAUCGCCGCCCGCCGGCUCGGGUUCUUCGGCCGCCAGCAACAAGAGGAAGCGCGACAACAAGGCCAGCACCUUCGGGCUCAAUUACACCCUCCUGCUCGGGCCCGCCGGGGAGAGCGGGAUCCCGGCGCCGGGGGACGGGCCCCUGGGGAGGCCGCAAGCUGGCCCGGACGAGCCCGCCUACACCGGCACCCCGUGGAAGAAGGCGAACUACAGCCAAGGAGUGGUGGGUCUUCAUGAAGAAAUCAUUGAUUUCUACAAGUACAUGUCACCCAGACCUGAAGAAGAAAGAAUGCGAAUGGAGGUGGUGAAUAGGAUAGAAAACGUUAUAAAGGGUCUAUGGCCCAAUGCUGAUGUACAGAUAUUUGGAAGUUUUAAGACUGGUUUAUAUUUACCUACUAGUGAUAUAGACUUAGUUGUGUUUGGGAAAUGGGAGACGCUGCCGCUUUGGACCCUGGAAGAGGCUCUCAGGAAACACAACGUGGCAGAUGAAGGUUCAGUAAAGGUUUUGGACAAAGCAACUGUCCCUAUAAUUAAACUGACUGAUUCCUUCACCGAAGUAAAGGUUGAUAUCAGUUUUAAUGUACAGAAUGGGGUAAAAGCUGCUCUUCUCAUCAGAGAUUUUAUCAAGAAAUAUCCUGUAUUGCCAUAUCUAGUUUUAGUAUUGAAACAGUUCUUGUUGCAGAGGGACCUGAAUGAAGUGUUUACAGGUGGAAUUGGAUCUUAUAGUCUUUUUUUAAUGGCCGUCAGUUUUCUCCAGCUACAUCCCAGAGAAGAUGCUUGUACCCCCAACGCCAACUACGGUGUCCUUUUAAUAGAAUUUUUUGAAUUAUAUGGGCGUCAUUUCAACUACCUGAAAACAGGAAUCCGAAUAAAGGACGGUGGCUCAUAUGUGGCUAAGGAUGAAGUGCAAAAGAAUAUGCUAGAUGGCUAUAGACCAUCAAUGUUGUAUAUUGAAGACCCACUGCAACCAGGUAAUGAUGUUGGCAGGAGUUCUUAUGGUGCCAUGCAAGUGAAACAGGCCUUUGAUUAUGCAUAUGUUGUUCUGAGCCAUGCAGUAUCGCCAAUAGCUAAAUAUUAUCCCAACAAUGAAAGUGAAAGUAUAUUAGGAAGAAUUAUCAGAGUAACACAAGAAGUCGCAACAUACAGAGACUGGAUAUCAAAGCAAUGGGGAAUGCAGAAUAGCACAGAAACAUCAUGCAAUGGUAAUGGGGUGACCUUGAUAGACAACCAGCAGUUGGACAAAUGCAACAAUAAUCUUUCCGAAGGGAAUGAAUCACUAGGGAAACCUAGAAGUAAAACAGAGACACCAAGCAAACACUCAUCAAAUUCUUCAUCAGGCCCUUUAUCAUCAUCAUCUUCUACACUCUCCAGCUCCAGCGACGUAGAGUCUGAUGGAACACCAUGCAAAACCUCUAAACAGCUGGGCUGCCGCCAAACUACAGCAAACAGAAUGGCUACUCAGGACAUAUCACUGGGAUCCACGCAGUUGAGUGGGAAAAUACCAAGUGGCCAAACAGUGAAUGCAUCCAGUGUUGUAAACAAGUCCCAGCACGGAUCCACGAGGUUAUUCCGCACUUCUUCCAACAAAGGCUUCCAGGGUCCAGCAAAUUCAAGCCAUGGCACCUCGGUCAUGAACAAACAGCACCAAGGCAGCAAAUCACACCAGUUUUUCCACGGCAAAAAGAGGAAACACAAGAGGGACGUGGUCCUUCCAGACCUUUGUAGAUAGUUCUCCUAUCUGACAAUUUUGACUGUUCUUCUGUGUGCAAUGAUCUCUCUCAUGCUACAAGAGUAAGUUGGGACAGUGAAUCCCCAGACCUCAUCUGGAGUCUCAAAAGACUAUGGGAACGUUGAUUAGCAACGCAUUUUAGUUUUUAUUUUUUCCAGCUCGCCACGGAACAGAUCAUGAAGACUGAUAACGGCAAAAGGGGGGGAGGGAGGGAAGAGGGAGCAGCAAAAGGCCACUUAUGUGGCGAGUUAUAUGCUACCACAGGGUUGUUUAGGAUAUAAAAGCUUGAAUGUAAAAUAAAUAUUUCCCAUCAGCUUUUAUGCUGACCUGUAGGGGGGGUAGUAUUCAGUGUGUUUAAGGGGUUGGAAAUGAACUAAAAUAAAAGGAUAAAAAAGUGAAAAAAAUACUAUAUUUUGAGGGAAGCCCAAAGUUCAAAGGAGAGUGAGUAAAUUCACGCAUGAUAAUUUUUAAAUUAUUUUUGCAUAUAUUUACCAUUUUAUUGUGUAUCUAUAGACGACCAUAUAGGAAAACUGACAUUUGUAAUAGUGGAUUUGUUAAUACUUUUUACAUAACAUUGCCAUUUAAAUUGUAGAAACAUCCCCCUCCUUUUCCCUCAGGACUAGCUUAAAAAUAAUAAUAAUCUGAACUGUCAGCUGAACAUCGGACAACGUAGUGAGUUAUAUGGCUCAGAAAUUGUGGUGUGCUUCCCCCACCCCUUAGCAUUGAAAUGAUUUAAUAGCACAUUUAUGUGUCUGUACAUGUUGCUUCUCUGAAGGAAAAAAGGCAGAUAAGAUGCAGGGGCGCAAAGACUUGUUUAUAAAGUGUAAAAAUGCAUCAUGUGUCAACUUGGAGCUUGUAUUUCCUCUCGCACGAGUGGAAAAUGAACUCUUCACCUUCUUUCUGAUGUGCCAUCUUCUCAGGCAAAAAGGGUUAUUCCAGGUUACUUUUCAUCAGAAACCUUAGGGGUUUUUUUUUAUUAUUUGAUAGGAAACCAAGCUACUUGAGGGGGGGCAGGGAAGGAAGCACUUUGCUACAUGAAGGAAAACAUCUCAAGUUCAUUGGUGAUGUCUACAUUUUGGGACCUCCUCUAAACCUUAUGUCUUUUUUUGUGCCUUCAUCCCCAUUUUUUUCCUCCUUUACCUUGCAACUUUGUAUCUUUUUCUUAAAAAAAACAAAAACUUGAGAAAUGGAACUGUUAAGGCAGUUGGAAAAAAAAAUUCCCUUGUUAUCUCAUUCCUUUUUCAGUAUAUUUUUAAAUCCACUCAAAGAAUUAAACGGUCUUCAAUAAUGGAAAUAAAUUUGUAUUGCUGUCUAAAGAGCUGAAACCUUUUUCAUAUCCAAGUACUUCUUUGUCAAAAAUCUCCCACCCCCACCUUUUAAAAACAUUUGAACAUUUCCUAAGCUCAGCCAUGCUGUGGGUUUUAAGACUGACAAGAAGUUCAUGCGAUGAAUGCAAAAUGGGACAUGUAGGUUUGUAGUCACUUGCAUUGUUUGCAAAAAGGAUUUGGAGCACUUUAAUUGAUAGAAUGUAAAGUGACUUUUACUGUAACAUUUUUCUUUGAAGAGGAAAGUGUGUUUGUGUGCGUGCGUGAGUGUGUGUGUGUAUUCAGUAUGUAAGACUGUGUUCAGUGUAUCCAGUCUGGAGAAUGAUGAUGAUCCUUUUAUGAGGAAUAAUAAUUAGCUUUUAGAUGUUUUCUUUUAUAAUUGCAGACCAACUUGACCUUUAAUAAGCACUGAUCUAGUGCAAAAGCUUUUUAAGUAAAAUAAUGCAAAACGACCAAAAACUGUCAUCACUGAAAACUUAAUAAAACACACACUCUUGAUGGUAAAGCAUUUAUUUAACUUCCAAGGAAAUGGAGGAGGGAAACACAACCUAGCCCACCCUAAUGCUCAAGAACACUAAGCUUAAAGGAAAAAGAAUGUUAACCUGUCAAUGUUUUCAAUUUUAGAUCCAUAUUCUGUUCUGAUCAGUUUUUAUCAACAAUAUUUUUGUUACUAUAAUUUGCUGCAAGUACAUUAUGCAUUAUUGAAAAGUAUUUAUUUUGAAUUUUAAAAAUGUUUUAUAACUGUGUAGGCCUACCUUCACUGCUUUGGGAACAAAUUCUAAAUUAUAGUAAUCCAGUAUUACUAGCUGCUGUUAUCAAACGCUGUUACAAAUGUGUAAUACAUCGAUCUGUAUUACUUAACCACACUGAAGGGUUGUUGUUAUUAUUUUUAUCAUUAUUUAAUUUUUCUUCUUCAAAGAAUCACCCUCAUUGUUGGAAACAAAUGUUCUGUCGGGAUGCAGAGUUUGGUGUUCCAAUAAGCAUGUGAUUAUUUUAAUGUGGUGGUAGCGGGAAGAUAAUCUUGAUUCCGUUGGGAAUCUUAGGUUUGCCUCAAUUUAUGGUUUUCAUAAAUUUUAAUGGAAAAUUAGCUUUUCCUGGACUGCUCGAGUUUCAUUUUGUAAACAGUAUAUUUCUUAACAGAAGACAACAUCGAAGAAAAAAAAGCAUGAAGGAGAAAUUGAGGUAUUUACUUUGCCUCAGAUUACCAGCAUUGUAUUCAUGAAACACUGUAUGUCUAAGCAAAACUUUUAUUUAAACUGGACAGUUGAACUGUUCGCCUUUUUCAAUCUGAAGUAAAAAGAAAAUAGCUUCGA